CGUAGUUUCCUUUAGGGGGAAGUUUAUAUAAGGUGUAUUUAUGUCAGAUCUUUUUAACUAUUCUUUAUUUUAUAAAUAUUACAGGAUAAAAGAGCAGCGCGGAGAACCCGGAAGUAGGUGUGCGGCUGAUUCUGCUGUUCGGCUGAUCUGAGGCGGGUUUGUGAGGUGAAUCUGGCGGUACCGCGGUGUUGGGUACGGUAAAUGUAGGCCGGUGAGGCGCGCGGAGCGGCGGCGUGAAGGUGAAUGCAGGACUACAGGUGGUCCUAUUCAGGAAAUGCAGUGUGUCCUCAGGCUAGCUGCAGUGGCGUUCCCUAUGGGUUUGCUGCUUUCCAGAACAAUGGCGUGGAUAUCGAGUGGCAAAACACAUCCAGAACUCAUAAACCGUUUACGAGAACAUGGAGUUAUUCGUAGUGAUCGAGUGUUUGAAGCCAUGCUCGCCACUGACCGGGGGAUCUACUCCAAAGACUACCCUUACACAGACUCUCCUCAGUACAUAGGAUACAAGGCGACGAUCAGCGCUCCUCAUAUGCACGCUCAUGCUCUGGAGGUACUUGGUGAUAAGUUAACUGAAGGAGCGUCAGCGCUGGAUGUUGGAUCAGGAAGUGGAUAUCUUACUGCUUGUUUUGCAAGAAUGGUGGGUCCCACUGGAAAAGUGGUGGGGAUCGAGCACAUAGAUGAACUAGUGCAAGCCUCAGUGAAAAAUGUUCGAGCCGACGAUCCAGAGCUUCUGACCUCCGGACGGAUCAAGUUAGUAGUGGGCGACGGCCGGUUAGGUUUCCCAGAUGGGGCUCCUUAUGAUGCCAUUCAUGUUGGGGCAGCAGCACCAACUAUCCCCAAAGCGCUCCUGGAGCAGCUGAAACCCGGCGGGAGGCUGGUUCUGCCUGUUGGUCCAGAGGGGGAGACUCAGGUUCUGGAGCAGUACGAUCGGCAGAGUGACGGCACUUUUCUCAAGAAAGCGCUGAUGGGCGUGGUCUACGUUCCACUGACCGACAAACAUCACCAGUGGCCAGGCGGUGAGCUCUGAUUGCAGUGUGGUUGCCCCUGCAGGAGGUGGCUCUGGUGCUGCAGUGCAGCGAACACUUAGGAAAGAGUGCAGACCUCUCCACCUCCAUUCAUCCUCCACUCCUCCUCCUCUCAUCCACUCAUCUCAACCUGCUGCUUAGCAACCCACCUGCCGGCCCAUCCAGCCUCUCUCCAGCUUCCUGUUUACCGACUACAAACAGGACUUCAGAGCCGAACACAGACACAUGUUCCCCGACUGCUCUCAUCUGAUAUCAGACCGGCUUUGUUCUUCAUUCUUCUGAAACUCAGUGAUGUAAAACCUGCCUGAAACCAGGAACUCAGUUUUAGUGUUUGUGUCCCUGCAUUAAGAUCCCUAAAUAAACACUGUGUGCACUUACACUUCAGAAAAAGGUGUUUCAAAUACGUCAUAAACUGAUAGAAGUGAAGCUAAUCACAUUACUUGUAAAAUUAACCCAUUAAUGUCCGCAUCUGAAAUGUUCUGGCACAUUUACUAGUGCUAGUGCAUCUCAAAAAAUUCAAAUAUCAAUGAAAAGUUACUUUAUUUCAGUAAUUCAGUUGAAAAUGUGAAACUCAUAUAUUAUAUAGCUGUAUUACACACAGAGUGAUCUAUUUUAAGUGUUUAUUUCUUUUAUUGUUGAUGAUUAUGAAGCUUACAGCCAAUAAAAACACAGAAAAUGUUUAUUAUAUAAGACCAAUUGGUACUUUUGGUACUCAAUGUGGGCAGUGUGCAAAGUCCUGCUGAAAAAUGAAAUCCACAUCUCCAUAAAAGUUGUUAUCAGCAGAGGGAAAACACUGCAUUGACUUUGGACUUGAUAUAACACAGUGGACCAGCACCAGCAGAUGACAUAGAGAUGCGGAUUUUAUUUUCCAGCAGGACUUGGCACACUGCCAACACUGGCAAAAGUACCAAUUGUUCUUAUAUAAUAUACUAAUUUUCUGAGACACUGAUUUUUGGGUUUUUAUUGGCUGUAAGCUUCAUAAUCAUCAACAAUAAAAGAAAUAAACACUUAAAAUAGAUCACUCUGUGUUUAAUACAUCUAUAUAAUAUGAGUUUCACAUUUUGAACUGAAUUACUGAAAUAAAGUAACUUCAAUUUCAAUGAUAUUCUAAUUUUUUUAGAUGCACUUGUAUAUGGACAUUACAGGUAAUGUAACAAACUCAAAUUGGUACAGAUUUUUCUUUUGUUGUUGAAAGAGAAUAAGUAUAUAUUUGCAAUUAUUGCAAACAAAACAGACAGAGGUAUCAGUAGCAUUAUUUGUUUUUUGUUCUCAUGAGAGUAAAGCAUUAAAAAAUGGACUGCAGUGUUUGUGUUGAUAAAUAUCUGUAACAUAACCAAUUUAAAAAAUACAAUUAUCAUAAUUUACAGUUGUAAAUGCAAGUUUGUGAUGACAUUUUUGGCACUUAUCGCAUAAAAUAUGAUAUUUACACCAUGAAUUAAGGGCAGCAUUAGACCAGUGGUCACCAACCCAGUGCAGGAUGUACUGUAGGCCUCUGGGAUCUGAGUUUUAAAAAAACAGCUUUAGUUUCCUGAUACCACUUGCAGGUAUUGGACAUGAAUGGGUUAAUGUAUUAUGACUGCUGUGAUGUAUAAUUUCUAAACAUGAUAAAUCAGUGUAAUAUUUUUAAUAAUAAAUAUGGUUAUCAUUAUUAAA
This is a messenger RNA of Astyanax mexicanus (Mexican tetra), 2675 nucleotides long. RefSeq names its product l-isoaspartyl protein carboxyl methyltransferase, like (gene pcmtl). Bases 275 to 1024 code for a protein of 249 amino acids. The transcript is spliced from 10 exons. Gene Ontology annotation, biological process: protein modification process. Gene Ontology annotation, molecular function: protein-L-isoaspartate (D-aspartate) O-methyltransferase activity. Gene Ontology annotation, cellular component: cytoplasm. The record is from RefSeq and is a predicted model, not a curated record. Lineage: Eukaryota; Metazoa; Chordata; Actinopteri; Characiformes; Acestrorhamphidae.